CCUUCACAUUAUGCCAACCAAUAGCAAUAGCUCACAUGAUGAGCACUUGCGCAUCCAGGCCGCCCGCAACGGCUGACUUGUGUGACGACCACGAGCACCGCCUGCAGGUUGCCGACGGCAAUGCUUUUCACUCUUUUGGACAGCAUUCUUCGUUUUGUGGCGAGAUAGUCACCAUCAAAUGCUUUGAGAACAAUCCAUUGGUGCGAGCCACCCUGAGUGAGCCCGGAGAGGGACGGGUGCUGGUGGUUGACGGAGGGGGUUCCCUACGCCGAGCUUUGUUUGGUGAUAACAUUGCAGCGCUGGCGGUGAAGAACGGAUGGGCGGGCGUCGUCAUUUACGGCGCUAUCCGAGACUCUGCUGUUAUAAACACCAUGCCCUUGGGAGUCAAAGCUCUGGGUACAAAUCCUGUGAAAAGUGCCAAGCAGCAUCCAGGCGACAGAAACGUUGUGGUCACUUUUGCAGGAGUCACCUUCAAGCCUGGACACUACGUGUACUCCGACUCUGACGGCAUAAUCGUGUCCGAGACCCCACUUCACCAGACGUGAUCGAC
Nannochloropsis gaditana CCMP526 is the source of this 550-nucleotide messenger RNA. RefSeq names its product regulator of ribonuclease activity a. Gene Ontology annotation, biological process: regulation of RNA metabolic process. The record is from RefSeq and is a predicted model, not a curated record. The transcript has a single exon. The annotation marks the transcript as partial. Gene Ontology annotation, molecular function: ribonuclease inhibitor activity.